Mycotypha africana is the source of this 1508-nucleotide messenger RNA. RefSeq lists its product as uncharacterized. The transcript has a single exon. The record is from RefSeq and is a predicted model, not a curated record. The coding region runs from base 51 to 1376 and encodes 441 amino acids. NCBI's taxonomy places the organism in Eukaryota, Fungi, Mucoromycota, Mucoromycetes, Mucorales, Mycotyphaceae.
CAUUUUAUCAUGAUUUUUCGAAAUUGAAAUACCCGAGAAUUUAGUGAAGGAUGUCGGUCAUGUUUAGAUCUUUCCUAUUGAAUUCUUUUAGAUCAAGUAGUUCAAGAUGCACAUUAACCUGUGAAUUCUUCUCCAGAACAUAUGCGACCAAACUUUAUAUUGCUUGGAAACCAGAAGAAGACGAAAUUAUAAAACGCUUUAUUAAAGACAAGGGGGGGCGAAGUUGGAGGGAACUGACGCAGCAGGAAUUACCCUUACGUACCGUACGGCAAUGUAAAAAUCGCUGGUAUAAGCUCAACAGCGAAAACUUUAAACGAGGGCCUUUUACACCUGAAGAAAGGGAGACUCUGAAUCAAGCAGUAAAGGAACUUGGAGAGAAUAACUGGAAAGCAGUUCAUCAACAAUACUUUCCUCAGCGUACGGCCGAUAAACUCAGCAUGGAGUGGCAGCAAGUAAAAGAAGAAAAUAAACGCAAGCCCUGGACUCAAGUAGAAGAUCAACUAAUAUUGAAGGGAGUGGAAGAGUUUGGAACAGCGUGGACGGCAAUAGCUAAUAAAUAUCUGCCGGAGCGAUCAAACUGGCAAAUUCGUAAACGAUAUAGAAGGCAUCUCGACAAUACAAGUAACCGCACAAAAUGGACAGAUGAUGAGGUCGAACUGUUAGCAGAACGAAUUGAAGAGUUUGGAAAAAAUUGGCAAAAGUUAGCGGAAGGAAUACCUACAAGAACUGCUGAACAAUGCCGCUGUAUAUGGUUACGCAUGUUGGAUCCUGCGUCGAAGACAAGGCAAUGGACUAGAGCAGAGACAAGGUUGUUUUGGAGAAAAGUAUAUCAAUAUGGAAACUUAUCCAAAGCUGUUAAUCAAUUACCGAACCGAAGUUACAAGCAAGGGCGUAAACAAUUUUAUGCUACACUGAAGGACAAAGGCUUUUUGAACGCAUAUGGUCAGCAAGUAACUCAGGAAUUAUCCAACCGUAAGCCCGGCUGGAUCACGAGGGUAGCGAAACUUGCCUGCACUUGGCUAGGUGAAACACAAUGGGAGCCAGCUGAAUUACAUAAAUUAGAAACAGCAGUAUUAAAGAUGAUGGAAAAGAAAAAGAAGCUAAAAUAUGAACAUUGGAAGCAGAUUUCCAGGAAUUUCGUUGGCAGGACACCUAUGCAGUGUAAACAUCAGUACACUGAGUAUAUCAACCAUUUGGCACCUGAGCGAGCAGAACCUUGGGCAUCAGAGGAAGAUAAAGUUCUGCGAAAACUGGUCGGUCAGAUAGGAAGGGAUUGGGACCAAAUUAGUAAAAUGAUGCCUUUACGAACAAGAAGAGAGAUUCGUGACAGAUGGUACAGCUUUUCGCGGAAAAGCUUAAAUGAACGCGAUAAAUAACUUUUCCUGUUUCGGAAGAAUGCUUGAAUAUUACUGUUUUAACAGGCUGUUGAACAACCUAUAAUUUGGAACUAUGUACAUAUUAAUAUAUAACUAUGUCAAUAAAGUAUUUGAUUUUUAUCUUGCCACAAA